AUGAUAACUGCCAAGAGGAACCCAAACAAGUGGUGCGACUUCCACGACGAUCAUGGGCAUCUGACAGAGGAGUGUAUCCAGCUAAAAGAUAACAUAGAAGAUCUCAUCCGACAGGGAUAUCUAGCCAAGUAUCUUACAGAUCACAGGGAGGAGAAGAAAGCCAAAGAGAUCCCCAAAUCAACACCUCAGAUCCAAGCCAAAAACACCCUUCCGGCGGUUCCAACAAUGAGCUUUUUGGCUGAAGAUUGCCGAGGUAUAACAUAUGACCACGAAGACCCGCUCGUUGUAUCAGUAGACAUAGCCAAUCACAUGGUCCACAGGGUCCUGGUCGACGGAGGGAGCUCGGCCAAUAUACUCUUCAGAUGCGCAUUCGACAAGCUUAAAAUUGAUCCCAGACAACUGGCCAAGGUCAACUUCCCUGUUAUCGGCUUCAAUGGUUCAUCUGUCAUCCCUGACGGAAAGAUAACACUCCCCGUAACCAUCGAAAGACGGCAGACUACAAGAAAUAACUUAACCGAAUUCUUGGUAGUCGACGUGCCGACAGUCUACAACGUCAUAAUGGGGAGACCAUUGAUCCACAAGGUCAAGGGCGUAACAUCGACUUACCACCAGAUGAUGUUAUAUGUAUCCGACGCUGGCACACCUGAAAAACUACGAGGAAACCAAGAGUCAGCUCGCCGAUGCAAUUACAACGCGGUCAAAACCCGAAAUAGGCGAGAUUUUGACCUAGAGGAGAACUCUCCUGAAGAAAAGUCCGACCUUCAGGAAGCUUCUGGAGGAAUCAAAAGAAAAUCAGAUGACGUCGAGUCAAACAGAUCCACCCUGAUGACGGAUAUGAGGGCAGACCCGACAAUGGGGAGGCCCAGACGGACACCGAGAUGGAGGAUAUCUCCCCUGAAGAAGGAGGAGACCCAUCAGGCAUCAGAAUAG
Messenger RNA from Spinacia oleracea (spinach), 930 nucleotides. RefSeq lists its product as uncharacterized. The record is from RefSeq and is a predicted model, not a curated record. The transcript has 2 exons. NCBI's taxonomy places the organism in Eukaryota, Viridiplantae, Streptophyta, Magnoliopsida, Caryophyllales, Amaranthaceae. The coding region runs from base 1 to 930 and encodes 309 amino acids.